Messenger RNA from Triticum dicoccoides, 1152 nucleotides. Its product is annotated as protein PELOTA 1-like. The transcript has a single exon. Lineage: Eukaryota; Viridiplantae; Streptophyta; Magnoliopsida; Poales; Poaceae. Gene Ontology annotation, biological process: nonfunctional rRNA decay; nuclear-transcribed mRNA catabolic process, non-stop decay; nuclear-transcribed mRNA catabolic process, no-go decay. Bases 1 to 1137 code for a protein of 378 amino acids. The record is from RefSeq and is a predicted model, not a curated record. Gene Ontology annotation, cellular component: cytoplasm.
AUGAAGCUCGUGGGAAAAAGCCUCGCCCGCGACGGGCCCGGCUCCGUCAAGCUGCUACCGGAGGUGGAUGACGACCUGUGGGACGCGUACAACCUCAUCGCCGCCGGCGACGCCGUCGAGGCCGUCACGGUCCGGAAGAUCACCAAGUCCUGGGGCCGCGACUCGGAGCGCGUCAAGCUGACGCUGGAGAUCGCGGUCGAGUCCACGGACUACGACAAGGACGGGUCCGUCCUGCGCGUCCGCGGCAAGAACCUCUCCAAGAACGAGCACGUCCAGAUCGGCCAGUACCACACCCUGGAGAUCGAGCUGCGGAGGCCCUUCAUCCUCCGCAAGGAGGCCUGGGACUGGCCGGCGCUCGACACCAUCCGCAAAUCCUGCGACGAGACCGCCGCCAACGCCGACCUCGCCGUCCUCCUCAUGCAGGAAGGGCUCGCCCACCUCUUCCUCGUCGGGCGGAGCGUCACGGCCACCAGGGCGCGCGUCGAGGUGCCCAUCCCAAGGAAGCACGGCUCCGGCGCCGUCGCCGCGUACGACACCGCCCUCAAGGACUUCUUCCAGCGCGUCCUCGCCGCCUUCGUGCAGCACGUCGACUUCGGCCUCGUCCAGUGCGUGGUGAUCGCGAGCCCGGGCUUUACCAAGGACCAGUUCCGCGACCACAUGCUCCUGGAGGCCGCGCGGCGAGGGGAACUUCGAGCCAUCACAGAGCACAAGGCGCGCAUUGUGCUCGCGCCCGGGCCCUCAGGUUACCCGCACAGCCUCAAGGACGUCCUGGCCGCCUCGAGCGUCAUGUCGCUGAUAAAGGACACGAGGGCCGCGCAGGAGGUGCCGGCGCUGCAGGAGUUCUUCGCCAUGAUCGCCAAGGACUCGACACGGGCUUGCUACGGGCCCAAGCACGUCGAGGUCGCGCAUGAACGUCUCGCCAUCCAGACCCUCCUGCUGACGGACACUUGGUUCCGCAACCCUGACGUUGCGGCUAGGCGCAAGUGCGUCGAUUUGGCCGAAUCGGUCAAGAAGAUCGGUGGCAACGUGUGCGUCCUUUCUUCCAUGCAUGUCUCCGGCGAUCAGCUGGAGCAGCUCACGGGGAUAGCAGCGGUUCUUCGUUUUCCCAUGCCUGAUUUGGACGACAUCGAGAUGUGAUACGGGCUCUGUUUA